Molecule: messenger RNA, 1990 nt
Organism: Caenorhabditis elegans
Lineage: Eukaryota; Metazoa; Nematoda; Chromadorea; Rhabditida; Rhabditidae
Gene: unc-75
Product: RRM domain-containing protein
Exons: 9
Coding region: 57-1601 (514 amino acids)
Cellular component (GO): nucleus; cytoplasm; synapse
Molecular function (GO): nucleic acid binding; RNA binding
Source: RefSeq, marked reviewed
AGCUUGUCACCAUUCCACCGACAGUUGCACUUGCUCCGGCUCCGUCGGCUGCUGAUAUGGGGCAGCAGCAGCACGAGAUGCGCGCCAGUAGCACCUCGUCGACAGAUUCAAAUGGGUUUCCGGUGAAGGAUCCGGAUGCUAUUAAGCUUUUUGUCGGGCAGAUCCCCCGAAACUUGGAAGAGAAAGAUCUACGUCACCUAUUUGAGCAAUUUGGUAAAAUAUAUGAAUUCACAAUUCUUAAGGACAAAUAUACAGGUAUGCACAAAGGCUGCGCAUUUCUCACCUACUGCCAUCGAGACAGCGCCGUCCGCUGUCAGGCGACACUUCACGAUCAGAAAACGCUGCCUGGAAUGAACCGAGCCAUGCAGGUGAAACCAGCAGACACAGACAGCCGUCCGGCGAGUCCAAAAGACAAAAUGGACGACAAGAAGCUUUUCAUCGGAAUGCUCUCAAAACAACAGUCUGAAGAUGAAGUUCGUGCUCUUUUCGCCACGUUUGGAGAGCUUGAUGAGGUAACUGUGCUCCGUGGAGCCGAUGGAGCAUCCAAAGGGUGUGCAUUUGUGAAAUACAAGCACGGCCUGGACGCUCACAUGGCAAUAUCAGCUCUUCAUGGCUCACAAACUAUGCCCGGAGCCAGCUCAAGUCUUGUGGUCAAAUACGCGGACACUGAGAAGGAGCGUCAAAAUCGGCGAAUGCAACAGAUGGCUGCACAAAUGGGAAUGUUAAAUCCGAUGCUUGUGAAUCAAGUUGGCAUGCAAUAUAAUGCAUAUCAGCAGGUUCUACAGCAACAAUCACUUGCUGCACAGACCAAUGCGAUGGCUAGUGCGGCUUACUUGCCACUUUUACAGCAGCAGACUACGGAUCCCCUCCACGUUCUGCAACUUCAGGCUGCCGCCGCAGCAGCCCAGGCAGCAGCAAACCCAGUUUUAUCCCAACAAACUCAACAGCAACAACAACAGCAACAACAACUGGCCGCACAGCUUCAACUUCAAUCCGCAGCAGCUCAGAAUCCACAUUACGCCCUAGCAGCUCAAGCUCUGGCUCAACAACAGGCUGCUCAGCAGGCUCAGGCAGUGGUGGCUCAUUCUCAUGCACAAGUACAUCAGCACCAGACUGCUCAGGUGACAUCGACGGCUUCACAUGCUCAGACUGAGAAUCCUGCCGCGAGUAGCUAUGGAAGCUUGGCGGCUGCGGCUGCUGCAGCAAACUAUAGCAGUUUGUUAAGUGGGAUGGAAAGCCAGCACAACGCCGCCGCCGCCCUGCAACUCGCCCAAAUCCAGCAACAAGCCGCUGCAGCACUGCCAAUGGUGACACCCAGAGAAGUGCUUGGUCCCGAUGGCUGCAACCUUUUCAUCUAUCACCUGCCGCAAGAGUUUGGCGACGCGGAGCUCAUUCAAAUGUUCGCCCCGUUCGGCCACAUCGUGUCCGCCAAAGUGUUUGUCGACCGUGCCACUAAUCAGAGCAAGUGCUUCGGUUUCGUGUCGUACGACAACAUCCAUUCGUCACAAGCUGCUAUCACCGCCAUGAAUGGCUUCCAGAUUGGCAUGAAGCGUCUGAAAGUGCAGCUGAAACGUCCGAGAAAUGAGAGCCGUCCUUAUUGAUUUUUUUUGAAUAUUAAUUGAAAUUUUUUUCGAAAAAAAAUUUAAAAAUUUUUUUCAAGCAAAAAAAAUUUUUUUCGGAAAAAAUUUCAAAAAAUGUUUUUUUUUAAAAUUUUUUUUCGUGAAUUCUAUUUGAUCCAGUGCCAUUAUUGAUUGAUUAUAUAUGUAUUUUUGUAUUAUUUUUUCUGUACUUUGUACCCUAACACCUGUAGCAUGUACCCCCGCACACACACAAACACUUUUCACUAUAUUUUUCCUCAUUGUGUCUCUAGUCUAUUGCAGCUCCCCCCGGCGUUUUUUCCUACCGUACCUCUAGUCACUAUUGAUUGAUUUUUGUGUGUUUUGUAAUUUUGAAAUGCUAAAAUGAUAAAAAAAAAAUUUUGAAAAAAUUU